Molecule: messenger RNA, 213 nt
Organism: Penicillium cosmopolitanum
Lineage: Eukaryota; Fungi; Ascomycota; Eurotiomycetes; Eurotiales; Aspergillaceae
Exons: 2
Coding region: 1-213 (70 amino acids)
Source: RefSeq, a predicted model, not a curated record
AUGGUAUUUGCUUCCACGUCCGCCCCCGAGGACGCGUCUGAGACGCCCGUCACCAAGUCAACGCCCACCACCACCGAGUCGCUCCCGGCUGGCAUCCUACGUUACGCCCACCGGCUGCGCUUCAUGACCACUACGGCGGCAGAGAUGGCGACUCUAGAUGUACGGCCAGCCCUCGCCUACCGCACUCGCACCUUCAGCUCUGCACCCGAGUGA